This is a messenger RNA of Strongylocentrotus purpuratus (purple sea urchin), 2041 nucleotides long. Its product is annotated as fumarate hydratase class I, aerobic. NCBI's taxonomy places the organism in Eukaryota, Metazoa, Echinodermata, Echinoidea, Camarodonta, Strongylocentrotidae. Bases 64 to 1764 code for a protein of 566 amino acids. The transcript has 11 exons. Gene Ontology annotation, molecular function: fumarate hydratase activity. The record is from RefSeq and is a predicted model, not a curated record. Gene Ontology annotation, biological process: generation of precursor metabolites and energy.
ACUUUAACCUCCCUUGUCGGUCGCUGGCUUAUUGGUCGCUAGUUUCAAGGAGCAGACAACAAGAUGCUGUGUUCAAGGUUUCUGAGAUCUCACUGUCCGUUGAGACAUGGGUUGAUGAGAAGUAAAGCCUCUGUAGCAGCUCAGAAACCAUUUAUCUACCAGGAUGUGUUUGAACCUGAUCAUGCUCGCGACACACCAUUCAAGAAACUUACCGGUGACUUCGUCUCUACUAUUGAAGUUGAAGGCAGAAAGAUUCUAAGAGUGAAACCAGAAGCACUAACCAUGCUAGCAUCUCAAGCUAUGAUUGACAUUGCUCACUUACUCAGGCCCAAACAUUUACAACAAUUAAGAAACAUCCUUGAUGAUCCCGAAGCCUCAAGUAAUGAUCGUUUUGUAUCAUUAGAGCUACUCAAGAAUGCCAACGUAGCAUCAGCAAUGGUCUUACCAGGUUGUCAAGAUACAGGAACAGCCAUCAUGAUGGGUAAAAGAGGUCAGAAUGUCUGGACAGAUGAGAGAGAUGAAGAACAUUUAUCUAGAGGAGUCUAUAACACAUACACACAGAAGAAUCUUAGGUAUUCACAGGUAUCCCCACUGGAUAUGUUCAAGGAAGCAAACACAGGAACCAACCUACCAGCACAGAUAGAACUCUACGCAGUCCCAGGAAAUGAAUAUCACUUUCUCUUUAUCGCCAAGGGAGGAGGUUCAGCAAAUAAAACAUUUCUUUACCAGCAGACAAAGGCUCUCCUCAAUAAAGAAAAACUCAUGGCUUUUGUCAAUGAGAAAAUCAAGACAAUUGGUACAGCUGCAUGUCCUCCAUACCAUCUAUCGUUUGUGGUUGGUGGACUAUCCGCAGAGAUGACUCUCAAGACUGUUAAAAUGGCUUCUACAAAGUAUUAUGACACCCUACCAACGACAGGUAAUGAGCAUGGAAGAGCCUUCAGAGACGUAGAGUUGGAGAAAGAAAUCCAUGAGUUAUCUCAACAGCUUGGUAUAGGAGCUCAGUUUGGUGGGAAAUACUUCUGUCAUGAUGUGAGAGUUAUCCGUCUUCCUAGGCAUGGUGCAUCUUGCCCUGUAGGACUGGGUGUUUCAUGCUCUGCAGACAGGCAGGCGAUUGGUAAGAUAACAGAGGAAGGUGUGUUCCUAGAGCAGCUUGAAACCAAUCCUAUCAAGUAUCUACCUGAGGUCCAAGAGGGUGACCUGAGUGGUGAGGUCAUCAAGGUCAAUCUAAACCAACCCAUGGAUGAUAUCCUAGCAACACUGACUCAGCAUCCAAUCAGAACUAGGAUCAGCUUGACAGGCACAUUGGUGGUUGCUAGGGACAUUGCACAUGCUAAGCUGCAGGAGAGGUUGGAUGCUGGUGAAGAGCUUCCUCAGUAUAUGAAAGAUCAUCCUGUUUAUUAUGCAGGACCAGCAAAGACACCAGAGGGCUAUGCAUCGGGAUCAUUUGGACCUACAACGGCAGGCAGAAUGGACUCUUAUGUCAACUCAUUUCAGGCUGCUGGCGGGUCAAAGGUCAUGUUAGCCAAAGGGAACAGAAGCAAAGAUGUCACCAAGGCAUGUAAGACUCAUGGUGGUUUCUACCUUGGUUCUAUUGGCGGGCCGGCAGCCAUCUUGGCUCAGGACUGUAUCAAGAAGGUUGAAGUGUUAGAGUAUGAAGAGCUUGGUAUGGAGGCUAUCUGGCGGGUAGAUGUGGAGGAUUUCCCAGCUUUUAUUGUGGUUGAUGACAAGGGAAAUGAUUUCUUUAAAAAAUGGCAGGUGGAAUGAUUCAUAUGAUUGACAAUUCAAGAACUCUAUACUUGAACUUGUUAAGUACCACUUCUAUUUAGUCAUUUUAUUAUGACAUUAAUAUUUGUUUCUCUUUAAAAUUUACCUCAAAACUUUAACCCUGCAUGUCCAGGAUCGAUAUGGAGGGGUAUGUCUCUUCAUCAGUCCAAUCAGAAUACCUUCAAAGUUUGGAUAUAUAUAUAUACAGUCAAAUCUGCUUUAGUGACCAUCUGUCUACAAAGACCGUAUUUGUUGUUUCCCUUGAAAAUGGUUUCCC